Onthophagus taurus is the source of this 917-nucleotide messenger RNA. Its product is annotated as FUN14 domain-containing protein 1B-like. Gene Ontology annotation, biological process: autophagy of mitochondrion. Gene Ontology annotation, cellular component: mitochondrial outer membrane. Lineage: Eukaryota; Metazoa; Arthropoda; Insecta; Coleoptera; Scarabaeidae. The record is from RefSeq and is a predicted model, not a curated record.
UUAAUUAUUUCGCAACAUAACCCAACGCAAUAUUUCUUUUCCAUAAGAAUUUAUUUAAUUAAAUCACUUCAUAUAAUCGAUAUUAACGGCAAUUUCCGCGACGGUCGUUCAAUGUCAAUUUCAUUACCUUUUUAUCAUAGCGUGCAAAAAGUGCUUUAUUUUGUCAACAACAAAAAGUCAUAAUAAUCUUUGUUCCGCAUUCAAUAGUGCGUAUUAAAAUUAAAAUCAUAAAAACUACACAACAGUGUUUAUAAAACAUCAAAACCAGGGUUAGAAUCAAUUAAUUCAUUAAAUCAUGCCGCAUAUUGAAGAUUACGACGAAUUUAAAGACGAUGCGAAGAAUGUUUUGCAACAAUUAAUGAGAAGUAUAAGUAAAAGUUCGAAUACCAAACAAUUAUUGGUCGGAACUGGAUCCGGAUUAACCACGGGAUUCAUUACAAUGAAAAUAGGAAGAACCGCGGCUUUUGCAAUUGGGGGAGGAAUCUUAUUGUUGCAAAUCGCUCAAACUCAAGGUUAUGUAAAAAUCGAUUGGGAUAGGAUUAAAAAGAAAGCGGCUAAAACUUCAAGAGCUGUUGAAAAUAAUGUUAAUCAACGUCCCACUUGGGUUGAUGAAGUUAAAAAGUUUCUUGUAAAGAAUACUUGUUUUGCUGGAGGAUUUUUGGGGGGAUUCUUUAUCGGAAUCGCUUUAUAACCUCGUUUAGAACCACUUAUUUUAUAAGCAAUUAGUUUGGUUUAUUAUUUAUUGCUUUUUCGUGCUUUAAUAGCUAAGGAUCUGUAAAUACUUUGAAUGUGAAAAUCGAUUUCAAUGUUAUGUAGUGUAAUUUAGUUUUUAAAACGUCUUGAAUAAAUAUUUGUUGGACUUAUCAGCUCAACUUAUGUGUUUAAAGAAUUAAAUCGAAAUAAACUAAAUAAAUUAA